AAAACAGGCCUUCAGUCAACAAUUGUGUUUACAACAAUUCGUUUCACAAUCGGCGAACAGAAUGAACCGAUCAAUGCAUGCAACAAUACUAAGCCUAUUUAUUAUAUUGUGUAGUGAAGGUGCCGUGAUCCGGGCCCAGCAACCACCACAAAAAUGCUGCCUGAAGCCAGAUAUGUGUAGCUUUUUCACAGCAUCGCUCAUUGGUUACGUACAGGAGAGUGAUCGUGCAUACGGAUCGUAUCCACAAACUGUAGGCAUCGUCGCCGACUUCCCGAAUUCACGUUUUGCUCUGAAUAUUACUACGACGUUGAAUGGAAACACGUCGAACGCUAUUAUUAUUGAGAAAUAUAAGGAGAAUUUACAAUGGGUUAUAGAUCCAUUGGCAAAAACGUGUCAUGUGAUGGCUAUUCCAGAGGACCGAAUGAUCGAAAGGUGUAUACCAGAUGAAGCGCAGUUCAGUGGGCAGGUAACAUUUGCAGGCGAUAGGCUUUGUAACGUGUGGACGUUUCCUCUGAAAACCAAGUCGUUAGAUGGCAUGUUUACAAGUACGGUAACGGCGGAUGAAUGUAUUCCAGUUACUUCAAGUUAUACCGGUACAGACUCACAAGGAGGGUCAAAAACUUAUGUUGUUGAAGGUACUGGUUACUACGAUUUUAAGUCGCUGAAUGAUGUAUCAAAGUAUUUUGUCUUACCACCUUACUGUCAGAAGAUUGAAGACCCGCUUUUUACUAUGAAAAGAAAAGUGUCAAAUGAAGUAAAGAGGAUAAAGCAAAUCAGACGUUUCCUGUAGCCAUUGAAAAAACUACGCCUAUAUGGUCACAUCAGACUGUGUUUCUUCAAACCAGCAUAUCAAUUAAAUUUAUGAAGACUAAAAAUAAUGUUUAUUGGAGCAAAAAAUUAGCUUGUUUUUAGCGCAUAAAUACAGACCCGGUAUAUGCCUAAAUGCUUUUAGCAGUACACUUUUAGUCAAAGUUUGAUUUACAAUUCGCUGUAUCAUCAUAACAUUUUAAGAAUUCUAAUAAUAGAUUUAAUUAAUUUCAUUUUAACUAACAAUAAUUCUAUUAAUAAUGAAAUUAAUCUGACAAUUAUACAAUUGAAAAUGCAUAUAUAUUUCUUUAAAGUAAUUUUCUUAAUUAAUGUAAAAGUUAAUUUUAAAUUAAUAUUUUUUUUAUAAAAAAAUAAGUCAAUGUGAGUACAUAUAGGUCUUCCUUCUCAACUGUGCACGCUGUCAACGCUGAUAAAUGAAGAAGCACUCCAUCACAAGUGGUCUUCAUUGUUUUUUUUCCUCCUCGAUUUUCUUUUCUGUUACUUUAUCGUAGGCCUAUUCUACACCGAAUUUUAUUGAAAUUAAUGAUAAAAUAAAUUGAUGUGGAUAGAUCCAUAUGCAAAUGUAAUGCUUUCGGUGUGUAGAUAUAUGAAUUACCAGGGAACAGUGAAAUUACUCAUGGCAUGAUACGACGUCAAUCAUAAUAGAGAGCAUGCGCAAAGCAAUUUUAACUAGUUUUAAAUUGUUUAUCAGUUGAUCAUGAUAAGAACGGCGGUGUCGCGGGUUAUAACUUUAAUGUUCGGUUCGAGAUGUUUCCAUGUAAUUUCACUGUUCCCUGAGAUUACUCUAAGUUUGAUGAUAGUGUCGUUGCUCCUGGUUCUCUUCGGUUUUCAUAAAUUCUUUAGACGGUUUAGUGUUUCGAUGCUAAUGAAUCAUAGUGCAUGUCAACUUAUUAAUUCAAAUUUAAAUUCAAAUUCAGAUUCAAAUUUAUUUAUUCAUCAUAAAACUGUUAAACUACUUGAACAAAGUACUUAUAAAAUGAUAGAAAGUAAAACCAAGAAGCUAUUUGAGUUUAUUUGGCGUUUCCUUUUCAUUCAUUUCCAAUUCACUAGUAUUUUACUUGAAUUUUUAUGUGUUUCGAGAAUGAAUAAAAUUUACUUGGUCUGAGUAUGAGCAAUUGAA
Messenger RNA from Anneissia japonica, 1948 nucleotides. RefSeq names its product ependymin-related protein 2-like. The record is from RefSeq and is a predicted model, not a curated record. Gene Ontology annotation, cellular component: extracellular region; lysosome. Lineage: Eukaryota; Metazoa; Echinodermata; Crinoidea; Comatulida; Comatulidae. Gene Ontology annotation, biological process: cell-matrix adhesion. Gene Ontology annotation, molecular function: calcium ion binding. The transcript is spliced from 6 exons. Bases 62 to 790 code for a protein of 242 amino acids.